This is a messenger RNA of Telopea speciosissima, 1471 nucleotides long. Its product is annotated as metallophosphoesterase 1-like. The coding region runs from base 62 to 1261 and encodes 399 amino acids. The transcript has 4 exons. The record is from RefSeq and is a predicted model, not a curated record. Gene Ontology annotation, biological process: GPI anchor biosynthetic process. Lineage: Eukaryota; Viridiplantae; Streptophyta; Magnoliopsida; Proteales; Proteaceae.
CUCCGAAAUUCGUCAAUUUCGGCAUCGAAUUCUCGACACGUUGGGAUCAAGAACGAGAAAGAUGGUUGCUUGGAGAUCGAUCUUUCCGCUUAUCUUUGUCGCGGCUCUAAUAGUUUUCGAAGAAUGGGUAUCCAUACCUUCAUGUGAGGUAGUCCCAAGCAACCAUCCUGAGGACGUUUCUGUUGAAGAUUCAGAGGAUUUGAAGGUGAUGAUGGUGGCGAACCUGCUCUUGCUGGGAUCUGAAGCAGGCUACAUGAAUUUGUAUUUCAGAGAUUCCUACAUGGCCAAGUUCUUUAGGAAAUCUUUUGAUCGCCUAAAGCCUGAUAUGCUAGUAGUCUUGGGUGAUGUUUCUGCAAAAGGAUCAGAAUUGACGAGUCAUAAAUGGUUCUCUGUGCUUCAGCAGUUUCAGAGGAUGGUGGGACCCUUUCUUAGUCUCCCUCUUCAUAUUGUUCUUGGUGACAGGGACAUAGGAGAAUGCAGGCAUGUAAGUUCAAAACUCAUCAAUCGAAUAUCUAGCAGUUUGCCAGGAUUGGAUUCUGCAGGUUGUGGUUCUUUUGAAGUAAGCAACAUUAGCUUUUUCUCACUUAACACUGUAGCUCUUCUUUGUGGCAAUAAUGGCCUACGCUUUGGUGUUGAAAAGGCCAUAGAGAGAGAAAGUGUAGAUCUGCAAACCCACAUAGUGGGUACAAAUGAAGCCACAAAUGAUUCCAACAGGUUCCAUGUCCAUGAGAAUUUUGGCAGUUUUCAUUGGAGAGAGAAUGCAGUGUCAUCUGGUUCUGGACCUGUCCUCUUACUUCACUUUCCGCUGCAUCCGACAACAAACAAUAGCUGUAUGGAUGCCAGUGCUCUCAAGAGAACCGUUUCACCUCUUGAACGUUGGAGUUUAAGAACAUUUUACAAUCAGAAGCAAGCUGGGAUGGGACCUUACGAGUUGUUGCAAGCUCUCCCCCAAAAUGCAACUGAAUACAUCAUCCAUGCUCUUAAACCCAGGAUAGUCUUCAGUGCUCAUACCCACAGAUUCUGUGACCACAUUCACAGAGAUGGAACCCGGGAGGUGACUGUCCCCGCCAUGACCUGGAAUGCAAGGGAUGACCCUGGUUUCAUUGUUGCCACUUUUGGGAGGAACAAAGCAGUGACUAUUAGCCAGUGCUCCCUUGCUAGAGAAUCUCAUGUAAUAAUGGCAUAUGUCUCUGUUCUGGUUUUGUUAUUAACUACAACACUAAUAACAAGCAAUUCACAUUUGUUGAAUUCGAGGAGAUAAUUUUCCACCAUUCACUGUGUAUUUUAUUUUAUUUUUGUUCUUGUUUUAUUCAAGUUUUUGCUCCACUUGUAGUUUUGUAUUAUAGCUCACAGGUGGAUGAAAUUCAUCCUUGCGUGUAUCAGUAAUUGGUGAUAAGUGUAAUACAAGAACUGGGUAAUCACAUCAACUUCGGAAAAAAACAAGGCAUAAGGAUUAAAGCUGUGAUUCUGU